AGAAGCGCGCAGGACCGAGUUGUAUUACUGAGUUCCCUUUUGUACGAGUUCACUCAGUCCAUGGAAACCGCUCGAUGCUCAAUUUUUCUCUCUCUAUCUCACACAAAUGACAAGUCUCAACAGCCCAGAAAAACUAGCGCGAAAAUCAGGUCUUUUGGUUGAAAACUUCAUUUGUGGUUGUGGAGAUGAAGCUAUCUGCAAUUUUUGAACUAUUAUUCAAAUUUUCCUCUACCAAAAUGGCCAGUCGGCUUAAAGGAAAACCGGGCCUUUACUCCCUCCAGAAAGAAGAGGAAGAGAAGGAGUUUGAUCUGGGAUCCGACGAUCCAAAGGCAUUGUUUCCCCUCACCAUCACUUCUCGGGCGCUAUGUAUGUUGGGAGAUGUUACAGUGGGGCAGGCAUAUCAGUUUACCCAAUGGAUGGAGCUGGUACAAUCAAGAAACGUAAAUGAUUCUGAGCAAGCUUCAGAAGUGAGUUUGUGGGAAAGACUAGGUAAAGCUGCCAUGUUGGACAUUGAGUCAAGUUCCUUUUCAUGGAACAUGCUUUCUUCUCUCCACCACAUAGAGCAAACUAGUAGUACUGAGCAGUCUGAGGAUGAAAUGAAUAAAGCAUUGGAGGUCACUGUCAACUCUGGAGGUGUAGUUUUUUUUGCACUAUUCAAUCAGCCUCGAAAUGAUGGAUCUUCCCCCAAGGAAGCUGCAGCUGUUAUAAAGAUACCAUCAAAAAGGAUGGCCACCCAAUCAGAACGUCUUGGCUAUGAAUUUGCAAAGUGGCUAGGUGUUCGAACUCCACAACAGGCCAGAGUUAUUCACAAUUCGAGUCCUGAGUGGCUGCAGAUAAAAGAAGCUGCAGACAAAGUAAAAGAUGCUGCAAUUUUAGAAGGGGAUGAAAUCAGUGAAAUGACAUGCUCAGAACUUUUACAAGCACUUGACCUAAGUCGCUGUGUUUUACUGAUGAAUUACAUACAUGGAUCCCCUCUGUUGGAGAGCUCAAAUGCAUUUGAUUCACAGGAAGCUGCAGAAAAAACAGCAGCAGCCCUUGGCAGGGUCAUGGUUUUGGACCUUGUCAUAAGGAAUGAAGAUCGCCUUCCAUGUCAACAUCUCAGAUGGCGUGGAAACUCAGCAAAUUUGCUGUUAUCUGAUAAGCUGGCUACUGCAAAUAUGGAUGGAGUGGAGGGGGAUUUCAAUCCUGCAAUAAAGAGUUGUAGACCAAAAGUUAUUCAAGCAUUGCAGAAAGGGAGAAGAGCUACUUCUAUUGAUUCUCGGUUUUCCUCUCCUAAUCCAGGAUUAGUUAUACAGUUCUCUGAUCUCUCAGAUGCCACAGAAUCUUCAAAAUCCAGCAGUUUUAGUGUUAAAAGCCUAACCUUAAAUGAGCCAAUAUCUCCUGCUUUUCAUAUUGUAGCCAUAGACUCAGGGGUUCCACGCAGACCACCUGUUGGAAAACGUGUAAAUGACCAAGAAAAUUAUCCUAAGUUGGUUGAGCUCCUUAUCAACAGUUCUGUGUAUGCUUCUAAUCUGUUAAACGAGAUAAGUGGAGGAAAAUUAGGAUCCUCAUCAGAUGAUUCAGAAAUGAUAAAUGAUUCAGAUUUGGCUAAAGUGGAAUCUAUUACUCAAAAAUUUCGAUGUGGAUUCCGUGCAUCUCUGCGUGAUUUACAGGGAUUUCACAUAUUUCUUCUCACCCUUCAUCAGAAAUUAGAAAUCCUUUUGCGUCUGCUUCUUAACAUUAUUGAUAGGUCUUCCUCUGGCGAUGCUGACAAAGAAGAAUCGAUGCAUCCUGAGUCACCAUCAUGUGCUAGUGGAAUCUCUGGUAAUUUUCCUCCUUCUCCAAGCAGGGAAAGGAUGGUCUAUGACAACAACUUGGAUUCAAAUGAUUCAGACUUACAGAGAGCAGCAUUUAGGUCAUUGUCUUCAGUAUGUAAAGAGACCUUGGAUACUGUUUCUCCGCUUUCUCGGGAUAGUUGGCUGGGAAAAAUUAGUAAGGGCAGUGGAGACUCCCUGCAAAGUGUACGUUUGGCAUCAAAACUCCGUGACGUGAACAAAUUUGCUAAGGGAGAUGCAGAAUUAAACAAAGAUCUAGAACAAUGGAAUGAGAUGCUGAAAAAUGAUGUAGUGAAGUUGUGCCAUGAAAAUGGUUUUUAUUCAGGAUUCUUUGGAGGCAGUGAUAAUAAUUACGUGGUUGAUGCGUAUGAGUUGAAGGUCAGGCUUGAACACAUUCUUGAAAGGAUAUCAUUGAUAUCUGAUGCUGCAAAUACUGAAAAACCGUCAAAAGUUACAGACACCAUGUUCAUCGGUGGGGCACUAGCUGCAAGAUCUGUAUACACUUUGCAACAUUUUGGAAUUACACACAUUUUAUGCCUAUGUGCCAAUGAAAUUGGGCAGUCAGACUCUCAGUUUCCUGCCUUAUUUUUGUACCAAAACUUUUCUAUUUGUGAUAAUGAGGACUCAAACAUUACUGGUAUCUUUGAGGAAGCACAUGAUUUCAUUGAUCAUGUUGAAAAAAUUAAAGGCAAGAUUCUGGUUCAUUGCUUUGAAGGGAAAAGCAGGAGUGCAACACUAGUUCUUGCAUACCUAAUGCUCAGAAAGAACUUCACUUUAUUGCAAGCAUGGAAUACACUGAAGCUGGUGCACCGGAGAGCCCUACCUAACGAUGGUUUUGCGAGGGUUCUUAUGGACCUCGAUAAGAAGUUACAUGGUGUGCUCUCCCUCGAAUGGCAACAACGGAAACCAACAAUGAAGGUAUGCUCCAUAUGUGUAAACAUUGCUGGCUUAAGCAGCAGUUCACUUAAUCUUCAUUUGCAGAAAGCCCACAAGAAACAGCCAACUGGAAGCAUGGAUACUACGAUGAGCAUGGAAAUGCAGAAGGCGCUGGAUGCUCUGCAAAUAACCCGAAUUGGAAACGUCAGCCCUACACCAAUGGAGCGCCAUUCGCUGACAGAUUAAUAGGAAGGUUUGGGCAAUUUUAUUUCGGUCUCGAGUAAUUCAUACACAUCCUGUUUCCACAAAGAAAUAACUCUGCAACAACUUUUUGAGCUUGUGUAGUGACACUGUCCAUGGAGUAAUCUAAAUUUUGGUAUAAUGACAGUAUACCUAAAAGCAUUUAUUCAUGUCAAAAAGUGUAAAUCCAAUGGUAAAAUACUGAUUCUAGGAAGCUAAUUUAAUCAUUUCUCAACUUCUAUAU
Ipomoea nil (Japanese morning glory) is the source of this 3174-nucleotide messenger RNA. RefSeq names its product dual specificity protein phosphatase PHS1-like. The record is from RefSeq and is a predicted model, not a curated record. Gene Ontology annotation, biological process: protein dephosphorylation; response to abscisic acid; cortical microtubule organization. Gene Ontology annotation, molecular function: protein tyrosine/serine/threonine phosphatase activity. Lineage: Eukaryota; Viridiplantae; Streptophyta; Magnoliopsida; Solanales; Convolvulaceae. The transcript is spliced from 11 exons. The coding region runs from base 186 to 2936 and encodes 916 amino acids.